AUUGGCAACACAUACAUGAGUUAUAUUUAUUUCGGUUUUUAGAUUUAUUAAAUAAAGUACGUUCUAUACAAGCAACUAAAGUGGGCAUCCAUUUGGAUACCGCGCUCAAAAACAAACGAUCUCACAAAAUCAAUGAUCGGAUAACAGUAGUUACUAUUCGAAUAUUUGUUGUGAACUGUCCUCGAACUUGAUUGCAAUGGCAGCGGGUCGUGUUAAUCUCUCGAAUUUGGCACUGGAGAAUCGUCUGGUGGGCGGCAAAUAUCGUUUGUUGAAGGCCAUUGGAAGUGGAUCCUUUGGUGAGAUCUAUCAGGGCAUUAAUACACAGGAUGGCAAGGAUGUGGCUGUUAAAAUCGAAGCUGUCGACGUCAAGUACCCGCUGCUGCGUUACGAGUCCAAGGUGUAUGAACAAAUCGGACCUCAUCCGGGAAUUCCAACAUUUUUACACUACGGCAGCGAGAAGCGCUUUAAUGCGUUGGUUAUGGAGCUGCUGGGUCCCUCCCUUGAGGAUCUAUUUAAUCUUUGCAAACGGCAUUUCUCACUGAAGACCGUGCUGAUGAUCAGCGAUCAGUUGCUGAUGCGUUUGGAGUGUGUGCAUCAGCACAGUUUCAUACAUCGCGAUGUGAAACCGGAUAACUUUCUGAUUGGACUGGGCAGACAUUGCAACAAACUGUACAUGAUCGAUUUUGGACUGGCCAAGCGGUAUCAGGAUCCAAUAAGCCGCCAGCAUAUAGCCUAUCGAGAUGAUCGCAAUUUAACGGGGACUGCUCGAUAUGCCUCGAUCAAUGCCCAGCGUGGGAUCGAACAAUCUCGUCGCGAUGAUCUAGAAGCGCUGAGCUACUGCAUCAUGUACUUUAACAUGGGAAAGCUGCCCUGGCAGGGAAUUAUCGCUGCGAACAAACAGCAGAAAUACGAAAAGAUUUGGGAAAUGAAACAGAGCCUGUCGAUCGAUGACACCUGCAAAAAUUGGCCCAAUGAAUUUGCACUGUUCAUGAAAUACGCUCGAAAUUUGCGUUUCCAAGACGAUCCCGACUAUGUCUACCUACGGCAACUCUUUCGCUUUCUCUUUCGGACUCUUAAUCAUCAAUAUGAUCAUGUCUAUGACUGGACACAACUCCAACAGCAACAGCAAAAGGGUCGCGAUCGGGAACGCGAUCGUGAACGUGAUCGCAAUCGUCGUGAUCAACAGAUUGUCGAACUUGAACUGAAAAAUGCCAAACGUCGCCCGAAAUUAGAUCGUGAGCCAAUUGGUGAUAGCAUCAAGCACAAGCAAACUGGCGAUAAAAAGCAUUACAAGUGAUAGAUCAAUAUUCAAGCAUGUCUACAAAUUGGAGAAAUUUUAUUCAAAAUUAUUUAUAAGACAUCGUUGAAUUUUUAAAGUUUAAUUGUUUAGAUAUUUUAAGAGUUUUAAUUCAGUUUCAUUUUAUGCCCUUUAGCUGAGACAAUAGACUCAGUCGUAAUUAAAAGAAAAUAUUCAAGAUGUGAA
Messenger RNA from Drosophila innubila, 1483 nucleotides. RefSeq names its product casein kinase I. The transcript has a single exon. Gene Ontology annotation, biological process: negative regulation of canonical Wnt signaling pathway; peptidyl-serine phosphorylation; signal transduction. Gene Ontology annotation, molecular function: ATP binding; protein serine/threonine kinase activity. The coding region runs from base 197 to 1297 and encodes 366 amino acids. NCBI's taxonomy places the organism in Eukaryota, Metazoa, Arthropoda, Insecta, Diptera, Drosophilidae. Gene Ontology annotation, cellular component: nucleus; cytoplasm. The record is from RefSeq and is a predicted model, not a curated record.